Dendroctonus ponderosae (mountain pine beetle) is the source of this 3602-nucleotide messenger RNA. RefSeq names its product zinc finger protein 878. NCBI's taxonomy places the organism in Eukaryota, Metazoa, Arthropoda, Insecta, Coleoptera, Curculionidae. Gene Ontology annotation, biological process: regulation of transcription by RNA polymerase II. Bases 865 to 3021 code for a protein of 718 amino acids. The transcript is spliced from 14 exons. Gene Ontology annotation, cellular component: nucleus. Gene Ontology annotation, molecular function: DNA-binding transcription factor activity, RNA polymerase II-specific; RNA polymerase II transcription regulatory region sequence-specific DNA binding. The record is from RefSeq and is a predicted model, not a curated record.
AUAGCUAUUGCAAAAGCGUCUUAAUUAGUCUUAAUCUGUAAAAACAUGUAUAUUUUGGAAAGUUUAAAAAAGACUGAUUUAAUAUAUUAUUUAAUAUGACUAAUGGUUUUGUUUUUAAAAUUGAGAGAGACUUUGUAGCAUAUCUCAUAUUAAAUAAUCGAAGUAAUUUUUAAAUCAUUUUUAUAAGCCUCAACUUCGCCAUUAUCGUCAGUUUCCAGAAAUUUUCGAAUUCAACAAACGCACUUUGCUUGAUAGAAUUACAGUACUAAUCGACAAAUUUUUACACAGCAAUAAAGCAAAAUCUUUUUUAUCACGAGAUUGUCAAAUUUCAAUGUUUUUAAAUUUGAACUGCAUGCAACGUUUAGGAACUGGUGAAUAUAAUUUUUCUAUAUAAAAAGUUCUUGCUAACUGUUUAUAGUUAUUAUUUGGUAAAUUUGAUCGAAAAUGCGUAGAAAAAAAGAAAUAUGCAAAAUAUUUGUAGGGAAUUUUAAUAAUUUGCUCAGCGGACAGCAGUAAAAUUGCAAAUUUCCUGCAAUGGCAAAUAAUUAUCCGAAAGCACUAAAUGCAAAAAUAAUAUAAUAUUUAUCCAACCAGACACAAUCUAUCUCUCAAAAUAACGAGGACAGUUGACGUUCUACAAAUAACCAAAUUCUGUUGGUAACCAUGAUAAAGCUGAGCUGGUUCAUGCCGUUCCCACGCCAUAUUAAUCCAACUUCUCGUGAAUCGUUCAUCUUGAUAUUCAACCAACGUGAAGUUGUACGAAUAUAUUUAAAUUUGUAACCAAACUUUUAUCGGGUUAUUUUCUAGUUUUUUCAAUAAACAAUAUUUCUAAAAAACAAAGUUAACCGUUGCCAUACACUAAUAAUGGCCUCACUUGCUUGUCCACUAUGCUGUAGUGAACAGUUUUCGUCCCACCUGGAGUUAAACAACCACAUCCUGGGCAUGAUAGAUAAUAUUGAUAAUCUGUAUUGUCCUUCUUGUAAGGAACCCUGUGAAGAUUUAGUGGAUUUGGCUGAUCAUUUGACAAAAGAGUGUGUAAAUCUGCCCAAAUCAGCAGGGCCUAAAAGUGCCACAGCUGACAUUAAAGUGAAAAUUGAGCCCCCCAAUACAACUAUAUCAGAUAAUGUCAAUGAAAGUACUGACGCAACAUCUACAGAAAACGCCAUCGAACUCAAAAGCAUCCAAGAUGACCCCACUGUGAUUUAUAGUUGUGAUAUGUGUAACAUGACCUUUACUUCAGUAGAAGACCACUUAUCCGAGUACCAUUAUGGCGAAGAAGUUUUGUUGGAAACUGAAGAAGUAGAAGAUCAACUUGCUGAAAUCGGAGCUGAUGAGUCUGAUGUUUUCCCUGGUGAGAAUUUUGAUGCUUCAGUUGAGGAUAAUGCUUCAGUUGAGGAUAAUGCUUCAGUCAUGGACAUGUAUACUGAGCAGCAAAUCAGGUCUGCAUCGGAAAACCAUUUAGAUGACGAGGAAGGAAGAGAAGAUUUGUUAGAAAUCGGUGAUACGAGCGUCAAUGAAAACAUUGAACCCAGAACAACCAAAUAUUUAAUCGAAGACGGUAAAAUAAGCACUAUUAGUGAUGAAGACGCAGCUUUACACGAUCAGGAGAAAAUUUUUCAUAUCUACAACUGUUCGAACUGCAAGUUAAAAUUCCCAUACAUAUCCCAUUUUAAUCGGCAUAAAUGUGCGCUUAAAAAAAAAGCGGUAAAAGUGGAAAAACGGGGUGAAAUACUCAAGAUUAAAGAAGGAUUACGUUAUCAAUGUACUUUUUGCCAGACUGCAUAUUCUUGUCUAAUAUCUUUAAACGACCACAUGAAGUCGCAUUUAAUUGAAGAUCAAUCAGGCAUGGUACAAAAGAAGGCGGUUACCAUGACUCUUCAUCAGUGCAACAUUUGCAAUACCAAGUUUCCAACUUUUAAACAGUUGCGACUUCACCUGAGGAUGCACGAUCCUGUCAAGACAAAGAAAGUUGAGCCACCUGUUUCUUACAACAUGAUGGGGCAAACUGACGACAAUAAUCAAAAUUCUGAAAAACGAGAUAAGUUUGAAUGCCCUAUUUGUGGAAAGGAAUAUGAUAAGGGAUAUGAAGAAGUGCACAUGAAAUCUCAUGAAAAGAACCAGUUUACUUGCGUAAUAUGCAACAGGAAGUUUGAACUUCAAGAAAAUCUAACGCUACAUAUAAAAGCACACUCCAAUAAUAAAAAGUUUAUUUGCUCAUAUUGCAAGAAACCUUUUCAAACUUAUGAGGCGCUUGAACAGCAUGUUAAUAAGAAAUGCCAACGAAGAGACUUUGAGUGUCAGUAUUGUGGAAGAAGAUUCAGCAGACCACAUGAGAAAGUUAAACAUGAAAGAAUACACACAGGAGAGAAACCUCAUAUUUGUGAAAUUUGCGGAAAAUCAUUUAGAAUCGGAUAUUGCCUUACGUUGCAUAUGCGUACUCACACAGGUAAUAGGCCUUAUACAUGUGAUCACUGUGGAAAAAGAUUUAAAUCAUGCAGCGUUUUUAAUCACCAUUUGAAAACGCAUUCCGAGGAUAGAAAUUACAAAUGUCCAUAUUGCCCGAAAGCGUUUAAGACUGCUGUUCAGAUAGCGGGGCAUAAAAACAGUCACACCAAACCUUUUGCAUGCACCGAGUGCAACCGGCCAUUUGCCUCGCUCUAUGCUGUAAGAGCUCAUAUGGAUACCCAUUCCCGAAAGAACAACCUCAAACACGAAUGUUGGGUUUGUGGCGCCAGUUAUGCCCGAUCUUUUGCUCUUCGAGACCAUAUUAAUGAAGUGCACGCAGACGAGGAAGCUGCUAGAAAUAAUGACGAGCAAGACGUUAUGGAGACGGAAGUUCAGCUAAGUGUUGACAACCAAAGUGCUUCGGAGGAGGUGGGCGAAGAAAAUCAGUUUCAACAAAUACCAGCAGAAUCUGAGGAAACUUCCCAAGAUCAAGAAAUGGGCGAAGAGGACGAGAAUGACGUGUAUGAAGUUCAGCUGCAAGAUGGCGACCCGGUCCAGGAAACUGAUAUGCAGUAGGUUAAAUCUUGGUAGAUUGUAUGUAGUUUCGUAAGCAUUUCAAUGCAUACAUAAAAUUGUUUCAGUUAUUUGUAAGACUAAAUUAAGUUUAACAGUAAGCCCUAGAGAACAGUCUAUACAUAUGUAAUCGGAAACAAAUUUUGAAUUGUUUGACUACAAUCAAUUAGUCUGACAAAUUUCAACUAGUCCCAGUUCUGUUUUUUUAAAUUUUAUAUCUUGUUAUACUCUCCACAUACGUUUCUACGAUUAACCAAUUUCAUUUAUUUUUAUUACCAAUCAAGUUGUUCCAGUUAUUACCACCGAACCCUUGUAAUAUUGAUAAAAGUUUUACUUUGACGCUGACUAAUUGGUAAUGUAUAAAGUUUUAAAUGCGCAACAAUUUUUUUAUAAUGAACACAUUAAAAUGCAGUAGACUGCUUAUUGCCGAGUGUCUUUAGAAUAGUUUGUUAUUUUCGUAACUGAUUUAGUCUAAGUGACCACUUGACCAUCAUGUUCAGACAUUGUAUGCAGCCGUAGAUAAAUAAAUUACUUUACUUGCGUCUAUAGUAUAAAAAAAUGUAAAUAUACAGUUUUGAGCCAAA